AUGAUUUUUUUUUUCUUCUCAGGAUGCCGAUGUAAUAUGAUUGGUUCUGUAUCUUCAGGAUGUGAUAUCGUGACGGGGCAAUGCAAAUGCAAGCAGAAUGUUGUGGGGAGACAGUGUCAUCAAUGUGAGAUAGGACACUGGGGUUUAUUGACCGGAACAGGAUGUACUGCAUGUAGCUGCCAUCCCGUAGGAUCAUACAAUAUCACAUGCGACCACAAUACAGGCCAUUGUUACUGCCGUCCCGGAAUCGGAGGUAAACACUGCGACAAUUGUCUCCCAGGCUACUACGGAUUCUCCGAAAACGGGUGUCAAGCUUGCGAGCCGUGUACGAAAGCGGGACACAUAUGUGAUCCAGAGACAGGCCGGUGUGCCUGCCCACGUCUGACCUGGGGCGAGCACUGCGACCGCUGCAGGCCCGACUCUUACGAACUGGUACCAGGUGUAGGCUGCAAGCCUUGCGCCUGUUCGCCGGGAUCGACAAAAUCUCAAUGCAAUUUAUCGGGACAGUGUCCGUGUCGUUCUGGGUUCGACGGGCUACGCUGCGACCGGUGUGCGCCCGGUUAUUACGGUUACCCCAAAUGCAAACCGUGUAAUUGCGACCAAGGAGGUACUCUGCAAUGUCCCGAGGGGAUCUGUCAUUGCGACCGUAAUGGACAGUGUCCAUGCAAGAAAAAUGUUUACGGAAGACGGUGUAAUAAGUGCGUGGAAGGCACUUUUGGUCUCUCGAAAGACAACACCGAAGGCUGCACAGAGUGUUUCUGCUUCGGAAGAACCUCAAAGUGUCAACAGGCGAGCCUCAGUUGGGGCUCUCGGCAUCUCACGCACUUACGAACUCUACGCAUCGAUGAUUCUGUCAAUGAUGUCAUCGUUGCCAACUUCGGAUACUCAGUGGUUCUACCGACCUUGAAUGGCGGUCUAAAUCUGACGAACGGUCUAUCGAUUAUACCUGGUACUUCUGGUGAUGUAACGUUGCCGGCUAAUCUUUAUUACAAUUAUCCGCUCUACUGGCAGCUUCCGCAAUCUUUUCUUGGUGACAAAAUUGUUUCCUACGGCGGUUAUUUAAAAUUAAAAUUAUUCACUGAAGGCGGAGUACCAUUAAGAUCUAGUCUUCGUUAUCCACUAGUACAAAUCCAAGGCAAUAAUAAAAUAGUAUUAGAAUAUUACCAGCAAUUAACAUCGACCGAUGAUUACUAUAAAAUACGAUUACACGAAUCACUUUGGCAAUUACAAAAUCGACCCGACUACAAAGUGUCUCGAGAAGUUCUGAUGGUCGCGUUGCAGAAUGUCCAGUCAAUAUUGGUGAAAGCUUCCGACAACUCGGACUUUGAAGAAGCUAUAUUAUUAGAAGCUUCAAUGGAUGCAGCUGUACUAAUACCCACGCACUCUCCGUCGCUGGCAAUAGGCGUUGAAGUUUGUGAGUGUCCUGCUGAGUACAACAAUACGUCGUGUCAGGAUCCUAGUGUCGGUUAUUACCGGUGGUACAAUGCCAAUUUAACAACUACUACAUCGACAAGUGUAAUUGAAUUAAUAGGCCAAGCUAAGCGUUGUCAAUGCAGUGGCAGAUCAGAUGUAUGCGAUAUUGAAACCGGUUAUUGUCUAAAUUGUCGGGAAAAUACAGCCGGUGAAUAUUGCGAAAAAUGUGAAGAAAGUUUCUACGGAAACCCCGAUUACGAUGGAUGCAAAUCAUGCCCUUGUCCGCACACGGAUAAAAGAUUCGCGGUUGGUUGCAAAAUACGUAAAAAUGAAGAACCUGUGUGUCAUUGUAAGCCAGGAUACAGUGGUGUUAGAUGUGAAAAAUGUUCUUAUGGGUACUAUGGGUACCCUGAUAUCCCUGGUGGAGUUUGUAGCCCGUGUAACUGCAACCCAGCGGGAAGUGCCAGUGAUGAAUGCGACGAACAAACGGGACAAUGUAACUGCAGGCCUGGAUCUACUGGAAGAGAUUGUUCUCAGUGUACUGCCUCUCGUCAUGUGUUUAUUGAUAAUAUCUGCACAUCAUGUAACGAUAAUUGCACAGGAAUAUUAUUAGAUGAGAUGUCAUUACUAUCAGAAUUAUUGAUAACCGAAACAACGCACAUCGCUAAUGGCUACAUACCACCACCAUGGGUCGAACUAACAUUCAUAGACGCCAACACAACUGAAUUGCUUAAUAUAAUUAACGAGAAAAAAUCAUUACGACAGCGUAUGCACAAUAUCCCUUGGUCAGAAUACAAGAAAAUGCUCCACAAAGUCGAAUCAUUGUUCAAAAAUAUCGUUAACAUCAGCAGUAAAUCGUGGGAUUUAAAACCCAAGUGUGAAGAUGUAAAAAAUAAUAUUUUUAGCGCAAACGUGGAGAUUAAAAAUUUACGCGCUUUACUGGAAGCUACUACGAUGCAAUUAAAUAAUUACGGUGAUAAUUUGAAGACAGUAGAAAUUAAAAACGUACUUAGAGAAGCUGACUCAAUUCUUAAGUAUUUACGAAGUAUUGACUUUUCCCCGAAAUUAAAAGAGUGUCAUAAAAUUAAUGACGACUCAAAAAAAUACAUUGGCGAAUCAAAAUCCCAUCUUGACGCUACAAAACCUUUUGAUUAUUUAAAGCAUAAUGUUACCAAGUACUUUAAAAAAGUAGAUGAUCUAAAUUUAAAAAUAGACGAAACGAUGGACAAUCUUUACGAAUACGAUAAUUUAUUCCGUGCUAUCAAUAAAAAUUACAGUAUUAUAAAAAAUCAGAAUGAUAACACCAUCAUCAUUGAUAAAGAUAUCACGGAGUUGAUUGAUGAGGGCAGUAAAUUGAACGAAGAGGCCAAAGGUUUUAUUGUUGACAGCCAAAACAACUUUCAAGACUUUCCUGAAUUAAAAAGCAAGUUGGACCAAUGGUCCGAGAAGUUGGACAUCAAAGAAGAAAUAUUGUAUCGUCUUAACUAUGAGUAUCAAGAAAAAUACGUCGCUAAAGCGGCUGAACACGCAAGAAAUUUGUCUGAUUAUGUUGACCAAUAUGUUGCAUUGUUCGAUAGAACACGGAAUGAUGCAGCAAACCCACUUAAAGCGAGUCAAGUCUACAAAAACAUUCUUGAUUAUUUGUCAAUUGCAAAAAUGUCUGCGUCAUUGGCUAAAGAUGCUGCUUGGAAUGUUUAUUACAAAGUAUUUCCGGAAGGUCCUCAAGGCAAAUCAUUAUUAGACAGCGCCGCAGAAAUGUCAGAAAAAUCAACCUUCCAGUUAGAGGAAGCUCAAGAACUCCGCGGUUCGCUCGGUUUCUCCAAAACUCAGCUAGACGCGCAAAAACAAAUUGUCGUGGACAUAAAGGACUCUUUGAACAGCACCGGAGUGAAAGACAACCAGAUAAACAUAAAGCUCCGCGAGCUGCAGACUGAGAGCAACAAGCUCCAGGAACGUCUUGUUGAAAUAAAAUCCGAGCACAGAAAGCUAAUCGAAACAAUCAGUGAGUCUGAAAAACUGAUUAACGACUACAAAGAAGGUCUUGCGAACGACCUGUACCCGCAACUUCACGAGCUCAAGCGUGAGGGCGACUCCAAGAUCAGUUUGGCCAGCGAGAAGCUAACCGAGGCGCAGUCGAAUAUUAAAAAAACUGACGCUAAACUUAUUAGUCUCGCUCAUGCUUCUACCAAACGGCAACACGAAUUCAAUAAAUGGAACACUACCCUCGCCAGCAAAUUAAAGGACCUGAAAGCCAAGAUCACAGAAGCCCGCAAUACCGCAGAUGGUAUCCGCAUAUCUCUCAAGCCCGCUGAAAGUAAAAAGUGCACUCGUUCGUACCGACCGGCUAAUCUCCAGCCUUCGACUACCACCUCCAUCGUGAUAACCUUCGCAGUGACCCACCACCGCAAAGAUGGUCUUCUUUUCUACUUGCCCAGUUCUCAAAACGACGACUUUAUCGCUCUUGAGCUCUACGACAGCAAAGUUCGGUUCCUCUGGAACGUAGGUGGCGACACUGGUGUCCUAGUCCACCCCGAAGUUCUUGAAAGUGGAGACCCGCAAGAUGACAACAAUUGGUACCGCAUCGAAGCCGACCGGGUUCGUCACACCGGAAAACUAAGCGUUCGCAAACAGAUUUCUACUAGCGGAAAAUUCUUGCCCGUUAUCAACUCAACUAAUCCCGAAUUUGGACGACUAGAUGUCGGCAGAAGCGACCGCGUGUGGCUCGGAGGCAUUCCACCAGGAUCACAAAGACAUUCUGCAGAACUGCUGUCAACAAACGGCCUGCCAGGAUGCGUCCAUCAGGUGAUUUUCGACGGAAAACCUCUCGGCUUGUGGAACUUCAUCACAACUGCACCCGAUAAGGCUUGCAAGGCUUGCGUGGAAGGUGUUGAGACAAUCCGCGACGACUUCGCGUACAGUUUCAACGGUGAAGGUUACGCAGUGAGGAACCGCGUUAAUUCUGGUCCCUACAGCAAGUACACAUUCGGUGUUUCUUUGAACUUCCGCACUUACGACGAAAAUGCUCUGCUCUUCCUGACAGUAAACCCGUCGACGGAGCAGUUCAUAAUGAUAUUCCUGCGUGAGGGCCGAGUUAUCCUGCAAAUUGGCUAUGGAAACAACAUCUCCAUGGAGAUGUCCUCUUCCUACCGAUACAACACCGGUAACUGGACGAAGGUAGACGCUUUCAGACAGUACCAGCCGAGGAAGAACAUCGAAAAGUGCAGUUUGAGCCUCGGUGACGGCGAUAACGACAAGCGAAUCGGAGCCCCGACACCCCAGCCCAAGAAAGACGACAUUCCAGACUUGUCGCAAGCCAAGUACUACAUUGGAGGCGUUCCACCUAGUUUCAAGGCUUCGUCUCAGCUUCAAUUGCCCAGAGAAGUCUCCUUUUUGGGGUGCAUGGCGAACAUUAUUAUUCAAGACGGCUACGACCCCAUGGCCGAGCAAUACUAUGGUGUCGAGCCGACUUGUGGUAACAAGCCGCUGAAAAUCGUCGGGUUCUACGGCGACGGGUACCUGGAGCAUCGCUCAUGGCCGCUCAAGAAAAUCCACUCAGCAGUUAGCUUCUCCUUCAGGACAAUGCAGCCUGACGCCGCCUUACUACUGUCGACCUUCCAGGGCCAGGAAGACCGGUUCAACAUCAUCAAUGAUAAUGAAGAUGUUAAUAAAAAUAUCUACUACUCAGUUGCGAUUGUCGAAGGACACGUCCAAGUGAGAGUCAAUGCUGGAAAAGGCGAAGUUGUUCUCCAGUCUAACAACACUUACAAUGACGGAAAGUACCACGCGGUUUCGUUCAUCAAGAGGAGAAAGGAAAUCGAGUUGAGAAUUGACGACGCGUAUCAAGGAAGCGGCAAACUUCCUUCUGGCGCUGCUGUAAGAGCUCGCGAUUUCGGCGGACUGUUUUUCGGAGGACUUCCCGCGCUGAUUAACAACACCGAAAUGAUUGGCUCGAGUAUUCCGCUGUAUGGAGCGAUAAAAGACGCGGUUUUCAAUGACGAGGUCGUGAGAUUCGACGAAGCUGUCGCGUUUGAUCAUGCAUUACUGGGAAGAGCUGGUCCGGUGAUGGGGAAGGACCCUCCUAGUUACACCCCCUCGGCUUCGCUGUCUCGGGGGCUGAAUACUCAGCCCGAGGGCUGUCAGAAGGUUCCUUACUACUCGCUGGAACCCGGAGCGCUCAAGUUCGGGGACAAGUCGCACAGCCACACUCAGCUGUACUUGAAUUUUAAGAAAUUCUGGGAGAAAAGGUAUGUAAUUGAGUUUGACUUCAGGACUUACUAUCCGAAUGGGCUGCUGUUUAUCACUCCGGGGAUCAAGAGGAAGCAGUAUUUGAUGGUGAUUGUCAAGGACGGGCAGCUGAUGCUGGCGAUGAAGAGCAAGAUGAAGAAAGAAAUUGUUUUCAAGAGCCCGUUUAACGACGGAAACUGGCACCACGUUGUCAUCAAUCAUGACGAGCGAAAGUUGACGCUGGUCGUCGACUCCCAGACGCCCAGAAUGAUCAAGGUGCCUAAAAAGAUCGGCUUGGAGACUAUGAUGUAUAUUGGAGGGCUGCCCGAAAGCGGAACACCGUUCCCAGAUCAAGUUGUAGGCAAACUGGAAACACUCAAGGGGUGUAUCAGAGGGCUUAGGGUUAAUGGAAAUAUUUAUGACAUGGUGGGCUCCACGAGCAGGCCUUUCAAUGUCGGACAAUGCUUUCCGAGUGUUGAAAGCGGAGCUUACUUCCAGGAUGAAGCUUACGCUAUUUAUAAGAGGAAUUUCGAAUUAAAUUCUUUAUUGGAGUUACAACUAGAAUUUAGAACAUCGGAAUUGUCAGGUGUACUGUUAUCAAUAACUGCGCCCGACGGCUCGCCUUCAAUGUCCCUGGAACUGCACAACGGAAAAGUCAUAAUGUCCGCGGAUCUAGGUGAUAAGAGUCCUCUGUAUGUGGAACAAAGUUUUCCGAGUCCCUAUGCAAUUUGCGAUAACAGGUGGCACAGGAUACAAGCUGUUUAUAACGAUGAUGAGUUGACGUUGAAAGUUGAUGACUUAGAUCAAAAGUACGGAUUGCCGGCGACUAUCAAUGAACACUUUAUGAUUUCCACUGCGUCUAGUCCUUUGUAUAUUGGUGGAUUGCCAGCAUCAGCUCCAAAAGGGACAUUAAUGAAUCGCGACCAUUUUAACGGUUGCAUAAGAAACGUUAUGAUUGGUGGAGAAAGAAGAGAUUGGACUGAUAUGGCCGAGUUACACAAUAUUCACUUAAGUUCAUGUCCUAUUCAAUAA
Molecule: messenger RNA, 6669 nt
Organism: Cotesia congregata
Lineage: Eukaryota; Metazoa; Arthropoda; Insecta; Hymenoptera; Braconidae
Source: the annotation of a GenBank genome assembly